AGUAUCUACGGCAACAGUACAACGCUAUAUUUUCCGCCAUCUUCGAUUGUGAAGGGUGUCCAAUAUUCGCUUUUGAAAUGGUGAAAUUGCACAUUAAACAAGGAGAUGAGAGUCUAUUCCUCAUCGAAACAACUUGCCAAGCAGAACUUUCCGAGCUGAUACCUCAAAUUGUUCGGAUCCAGAAUGGCAGAUUAAAAGUUGAACGUUUGUUUUACGAGAUGGAAGAGCUUGCAAAACACGGCAUAACCCUUCCACCCAACAUGCAGGGACUUACAGAUGAACAGCUGUCUGAUCUGAAUCUCCAUGAUGAUUGGGAGGAUGAGUGUGUUCCCAGUGGAGGUGUCAUUGAACGUAAGGACCCACUUGGCAGACGGAAUGGGAAAGCACCCAGUGAGAAAAUGGCAGAGGUCAUCAACAGAACAAGAAAAGAAGCAAAGGCUAAAGUGUCCAAGGAACAAGUGGCAGCAAAUAUCUCUCUCACUGAUGAGAUUAUUAAAGAUUCUUUAGAUCAAAUGAGAGGAGCUGUGAUGAUUGUGUAUCCCAUGGGAUUACCUCCCCAUGAUCCUAUCAGACAUGAACUGGAAAACAAAGAGGAUUUAUCUGGAACUCAGGCUUCCCUUCAAGUCUUGGAUGGAAGCACUACCCAAUUGUGGUGGGCUGGGAAGGAGCUUCAGAGAGGGAAAAAGCUGCAAGACUUCAUUGGGAAAAAUGAGAAAACAAAACUUAUUGCCAAACUUCAAAAGAAGGGACAAGGGCCACCCAGCAGAGAACCGGUGUUCAGUGAAGAGCAACGGAAACAAAUGAUGGCUUAUGCUUACAGAAAACAAGAAGACCUUAAGAAACUUGAAACAGAUGAAGACGACAGUUACCUUAACUCAGACUGGGCGGACCCCCAAGCACUUAAAAGACAAUUCCACGGUGUUGGGAACGUUAAAUGGAGACCUUAGGAGGAACGGCGACGGUUAAUUACUUCAGAUAUAGGGCUAGCUUAAUCAAAUAAUCAACUAGUUUUCGUAAUCAUUUUCCUGCUUGUUACUUAAUGGGAAAGGAGGUCACGGUAGAUUACAGCCGUAACAGACAUACUGUCGUCGCGAUUUAAAGCUGCAGUCCUUGAACGAAGGGUGGAGAAGGAAAUUACGGACGUUCUGAAGGUGUGCCCUCUCAAGAUUUUUCCUUAACUGUCAAGUUCACCAGUUGAAUGAGAGAAAGAAUGGACAAGAAACUUCUUAGGGCGAUCCUUUCAUUGCUACGUUAGCGCUGGGCGGUGAAGUAACAACAAAAUAAUCUCACUGAAUUAUGGUGAGCAAGAACAAGAUUAUGGUGAGCAAGAACUGUAUGGAAACAUUUAGUGAUCUAGGGUCAAGUUUAGGAGAUAUUCGGUAUAACUUUAGGUGAAAAGUUCACACUAAGGCCUACUGUAUUUUAGAGAAUACUUGCCAUUUUAGUAAGAUUUUCUGCAUCAUUUAACAAUUUACGCCUCGAGCACCUCGUACGCAUCUUUCGUGCUCUCCAAACUUCCCACGUGCUUCAGAUCUCGAUGAACGCACAGCUGACGUAUGAACCAUUUGUUUUCUAACAUUUUCAACCCUAUGGAAAAUUUUUUUCUCGAGGGAUUUGUUUGCUGACGUCAUGAGCGUGCACAAUUGAAGAAAUGUAAAAUGGUUUCCGUGUUUACAUGGCCUGAUGUAAACACGCGGGAGGUUGGGAGAACACGAGAUAAGAGUGGGAAACCACGACGCGAAGCGGAGUGGUUUCCAGCUUAUCGAGUGUUCUCCCAACCCCCCAAAUUUCUUUUAUAAAAUAACUAAUGAAAGAGCCUCUUCUUGCAACGAAGGAAAGCUUGUUGUUCAUUUGGCUUUUCGGCCGUUUCUUGAAAACUGGGAAAAUUAAACUCCAAAGAAAAAUUAGGAUAAUCUUCUUCUUCCAUUACUGUACUCAAAACAAACUUAAAGAAACUGAGUUACUGCUAAAUAAAUAGCAGGGAGAACUCCGCGAGAAGAUUCAGUAUGAAAACCGUGUUUACAUACUGUGCGCUCAUGUAAAAUGGUUUUAUGGCCAAUCAGAGCGCGCGUACUAUUUGAAUUAUUUUAUAAAGGAAUAGGAAGCACGCUCACGCAUUUGAAUUUGAUUAGAAAAAUUUACUAGCUAUGUUAUGCUAUCAUACGUCAGCGUGCGUUGAUCGAGAUAUGAAGCACGCGGGAAGUUUGGAGAGCACGAGAGAUGCGUGAGAUGCUUCUUGUGUGCUCUCUAAACUUCCCAAGUGCUCCAUAUCUCGAUGAACGCUCAGCUGACGUAUGAACCAAUUGUUUUAUAACAUUUUCAACCCGUUGGAAAAUUUUUUUCUCGAGGGAUCUGUUUGCUGACGUCAUGAGCGUGCACAAUAAGAAUAUGAAGCACGCUCGCGCAAUUGAAUUUGAUUAGACAAAUUUACUAGCUAUGUUAUAAAAAGAGAGGAUGAAUGAAAUAAAAAUCAGAUUGUAAAGGUAUGGAUACCAUUUCAAGGUGUUCAGUAACUGAAACAGUUCCAUCUCGGUUUAAUGAAAAUGACACUCAAAACGACAGUAAUUUGAAAGAAAUAGUAAAAAAUACAUGCAAACCAUUGCUCAUCUUAACCCGAUAAAAUUAGUUCUCGAUAAGAGAGUAACUUUUGUUGAACAAUUAUCUAAAGGGUAAUCUCAUGCUAUGCAUGGGAAUGGCUUGUCAGUCAAACUUUGAAGGAGAAAGAUAUU
This is a messenger RNA of Pocillopora verrucosa, 2729 nucleotides long. RefSeq names its product cilia- and flagella-associated protein 298. The record is from RefSeq and is a predicted model, not a curated record. NCBI's taxonomy places the organism in Eukaryota, Metazoa, Cnidaria, Anthozoa, Scleractinia, Pocilloporidae. Gene Ontology annotation, biological process: regulation of cilium movement.